Molecule: messenger RNA, 1805 nt
Organism: Triticum dicoccoides
Lineage: Eukaryota; Viridiplantae; Streptophyta; Magnoliopsida; Poales; Poaceae
Product: probable polyamine transporter At3g13620
Exons: 2
Coding region: 91-1593 (500 amino acids)
Biological process (GO): transmembrane transport
Cellular component (GO): membrane
Molecular function (GO): transmembrane transporter activity
Source: RefSeq, a predicted model, not a curated record
GAGUAGAAGUUAGAACCAACUUUGCCAAAAUGUACGCUAGCUAGCUUGUUCCUCUACGUACUUUCUAAGCAGCUAGCGAGUAAGCUCGCCAUGAGCCAAGAAUUCCUCCUAGCGACCGAACAACCAUCACAGAGCCACGAACAACAAGAAUUGCACGACAUCGUCCGGCAAGAGCACCAUGGGUACACCAUGCAACAAGGCGGUGGCCCGACGUUGUCCGGCUACGGCCACAAGCGCAAGAUCACUCUGAUCCCGCUCGUCUUCCUCAUCUACUUCGAGGUGGCAGGCGGCCCUUACGGCGCCGAGAAGGCCGUCCUCGCAGCUGGGCCGCUCUUCACCCUGCUCGGCUUCCUCAUCUUCCCCUUCGCGUGGGGCGUCCCGGAGUCGCUCAUCACGGCCGAGCUCGCCACCGCCUUCCCGGGCAACGGCGGCUUCGUCCUCUGGGCCGACCACGCCUUCGGCCCGCUCGCCGGCUUCCUCCUCGGCAUGUGGAAGUACCUCAGCGUCGUCAUCAACAUCGCCGCCUACACGGCCCUCAUCGCUGACUACCUUGGCGGAAGCGGAGUGGCCCCCGCGGUCGCGCAGCCCGGCGGGGCGCGCACGGCCGCGGUGAUCGGCAUGACGCUGCUCCUCUCGUUGGUGAACUACGCCGGCGUGAGCGUUGUCGGGUGGGGCGCCGUGGCGCUGGGGAUGGUGUCGCUGGCCCCAUUCGUGCUGAUGACGGCCAUGGCGGUGCCCAAGGUGAGGCCGAGUCGGUGGGCGUCGCAGGUGAAGGGGGAGAAGGACUGGAGGCUCUUCUUCAACACGCUCUUCUGGAACCUCAACUACUGGGACUGCGCCAGCACGAUGGCCGGGGAGGUGGAGCGGCCCGAGCGAACGUUCCCGCGGGCGCUGGCAGUCGCCGUCGUUCUGAUCGCCGGCAGUUACCUGCUGCCGCUUAUGGCCGCGACCGGCGCCACAGACGCGUCGCCGGAUGCGUGGGUCAACGGCUACUUGGCUGACGCGGCAGGCAUCAUCGGGGGACCAUGGCUCAAGUACUGGACAGGGGCCGGCGCAGUGAUCUCUUCCAUCGGCAUGUUUGAGGCCCAGAUGAGCAGCGGCACAUUCCAGCUCCUCGGCAUGGCAGACAUGGGCCUUCUCCCAGCUGUCUUCUCUCGCCGUGCCGCCCGUACUGGUACCCCGUGGGUGGCUAUCGUUGUGUCGACUGUUGUCACAAUUGCUGUCUCCUUCCUCUACUUCGAUGAUGUUGUUGCCACUGCUAACUUCUUGUACAGCCUGGGCACGCUGCUCGAGUUCGCCUCCUUCCUCUGGCUCCGCAUGAAGUACCCAGCGCUGAAGCGCCCUUACCGCGUGCCGCUGUCGCUGCCUGCGCUUGUGGCCAUGUGUGCCGUGCCAUCUUCAUUCCUGGCCUACGUGUGUGUGGUGGCCGGGUGGAGGGUAUUCACCCUCGCCGCGGGGCUUACUACUCUCGGUGUAGGGUGGCAUUGCGUCAUGAGAGUAUGCAAGGCCAAGAAGUUGCUCAAAUUCAACAACGCAGCUGCUGCUAACCCCCAACUGUAUGCCCGUGACAACUAUCAUCUGGUUCUGGGGUGAUAAAUUAUCUUAGUUCAGAAGUGGCCAUGGCUCGUGGUUUUCGACAACUGAAUUGAUGCUUUAGUGAUCACUUUUAAUUGGGUGAGCUGGAUUUGGAGCUAAGAAAACAAUUCCAAGCCUAUAAUAUUGUCGAGUUGUAUAUGCAUAUUUGUCUUUCAGAAAGGAGGAUAUUUUUUUUCCUUUUUUCGAAAAGGAGGCGUACCCCCGGCCUC